AAAGCAAAUGCUCAGAAUUAACAUUUCAGAAGUGUUCUUGAGACAGAAAGAAAUUAAGGCAGUCAGUUUAGGUAGUCAUGCUAAUUGACUGCAAUAUUCUACUGACUAACUGGAACUUUGUUUUUAACACUGAACAUGGAAAUAUCAGUAAAUUCAGCCAAUUUCAUUCAUCUUCCCUUUCUUUCCCCUGCCACCCACUGUUCCCUAUUUUCAUGCCUGCUUCUCUGUCUUUCCUCUCUGCUCACACCUCCUGAAAUGAUCUUCAAGUUUUACAAACUGGUUUCAGUGGCAGUCUUGGAGCAUGAUUUACAGCACAGUUUAAUCAUCAUGACUACAACAUUCAAUGAUGAUGGUUCUAAGGCAAUUCAGCGGUCCACAGAGGUCUCUGAAACAAGAACUGCCUCCGAGGAGAUUGAUGUUGUGUAUGAGAUUGAGAAGACAUGCAGCUUCAUUACAGAUAAUGGCUUUAAAAAGGUGGCUCUUCAGUUUCCUGAUGAACUUCUCAUUGAUGCCGCUGCCAUUAUAUCAAAACUGGAGAAGAACACCACAGCCAAACUUUUCAUAUUGGGUGACACAUCAUAUGGCAGUUGCUGUGUAGAUGAAGUUGCUGCUGAGCAUCUUGAAGCUGACAGUUUGGUACAUUAUGGAAGAGCAUGUCUCAGUCCAUCCAGAAGGCUGCCAGUGAUGUAUGUGUUUGGACAAAAACCAGUGGAUCUGCAUCAGUGUGCUGCAUCCUUCCAAGCCCUGUAUCCAGACAAGAAUACUCGUGUUAUAAUUCUCUGUGAUGUCAUCUACUCAUAUGUACUUGAAAAACUGCGACAACUUCUUCACCCAGAAUAUAAAAAUCUUGUUGUUUCAAAGAUAUGCAGUGGCCAAAAUGAAACAAUUGAUCUGUGCAAGACGAAUGGCCUUCAUUAUGGCGGUGAUGUUGAUUCUUGUUCUACCUUCAGAUCCUGCAACCACAUAUGCAAUCAGUCAAGCUAUCAAGUUAUAUCCAAGUUUGGCCGGCACUGCUUCAUCAGUGCCAGUACUGAUGUGACAGACUACAGCAUGUUCUACAUUGGGCAGGAGAGCCCGACACUAACUAACUUUAUGAUGACAUGGAAUCAAUGUUCCUUUUGCUCAUUUGAUCCAGUGAAAGGGGUCGGGAGACAAGAAAGUCUGAACGUUAACAGGGCAUUGAUGAAGCGAUACUACAUGAUUGAACGAGCCAAGGAUGCUCAAGUUGUAGGAAUUUUAGUGGGGACUCUUGGUGUUGCUGACUAUCUUUCUACCAUAGACCAUCUUAAAUCAAUUAUCAAGAAGGCUGGAAAGAAAAGCUACACCUUCGUAAUGGGUAAACUGAAUGCUGCCAAGCUGGCUAAUUUCAUGGAAGUCGAUAUAUAUGUGCUUGUAGCCUGUCCAGAAAAUUCUUUGCUGGAUUCCAGUGAAUUUUAUAGGCCUGUUGUAACACCAUAUGAGAUGGAGGUUGCAUGCAAUCAAGCAAGAGAGUGGACUGGAGAAUACAUUACUGACUUCAGGGACCUACUUCCAGGUGCUUGCAGCCAUAUUGAAUUUCCAGAUGACACUUUCAAUAGUGGAGAGACUGAUAUCUCAUUAGUGACUGGAGCCUUGCGAGCAACACACCUGCCAAAGUCAGAGUGGCAAAACAAAGCAUCGAGCACGUCGGUCAUCCCCAGGAAUGAGGCUUUAGCAAUUACCCAGCCACACUCAGCAGCCUCAUUCCUGGCAUCUAGGAGCUGGCAAGGCCUGCAGCAGCAACUAGGGAAGACCUCUGUGUCAAAAGCAGCAGUAGGUCGGAAAGGAAUUGCAAUUGCCUAUGAAGGAGAAGCCACAAGUUAAAGGAACUGGAAUUGGAAGUCAAUUGUAUUGUGCUACACCAUGGGUGAGAUGCUCUUCAGAGGAUUGGUGUGGACUCAAUGGGCUGAAUGGCCUGCUCCCACACUGUAUGGAUUCUAUUCUAUUAAUGGACCCGCUUCUUUUGGAGUUAAAAAUCACGAAUAUGUUUCUCCUGUGGCUCAGUGAGCAUAUCCAAUUCAAUGUAGACUCAUACAGGUAAAAACGAACCCUUGUCUCAACUAAUCUCAGGUGGGAUACAACCAAAAGACUCAAUUUUUUCUCAAAUCCAUUGUUUAGCAUCGUCAGCCAGGAUCCUUGCUCCUAAUAGUGUUCGAGCAAUGCCUCCCUGAAAAUGUGUGCCACCUUGUGGUCAUCAGGUAAGAGGACGGUGAAUGUGAAUAGAGUACAGUCUGUAGUAUCCUGCACCUGGGGAAGCCAGCUAUGUUGACAGAUCCUACUGCAUGGACUAUAGCACUAACCUUAUCAUGGGGUAACAGGAUAAGACUGUUUGAUCUGAAAUAAAUUGCAUUGGAAAAAUCUCUGAUACAUUUGUGGAUUGGGGAUUGAGAGAUUCACCACAGAUUGCCAGUAGAUCCUUGGAGGCUUUGAGUUACGUAAAGGUUUACAGCAUCAGUCUCAUUGAAGGUCACCAGGUUAGGAUCGCCAGCCCCUCCUCCAGGUUGCAGUUCCUGCCACAGUUGUGUUGUAAGAAAAAGAUCAGGUCCUUAGCAAUAUUAGCAGACAGCAUCUGCAACGCUCCCAAAUGAUGUAGACCUCCAUUGGGUUGGACAUGGAGGACAUUCACAAGGAGGGUCACGGACUAUCUCUACAUGGAUCUUCCUCAUAGGGACCUUUGACUAAUGUAUGCAGCACAAGCAGAUACAGUAGGAGAUUGUAAGGGCUGUAUGAUUAUUGAUAUCAUUUCCUCCAACCCCACAUCACCCAGGAAAGGUAGCAUUGCAUAUAACAGCAGGUUGGUGACUACUUGCAGUUCAAGCUGAGAGGAAAUUAGUUCCAUGCCCUUGUGCAACCUACGGGACCUUGCAUUGUCUUUAUGCGUGUGGGCUGUAGGUGCCACUUUUAAAGUCACCUGUGAUUGCUUGUAAAUCACAGAGACUGCAAUCUUCAAUCUGCAUUGACCAAUGACAUGAUCAAGGUUGUUUGUGACUGGCAUGAUUGAUCACAUAUACAUGAAGCUAUGAUUUCAGAUGACUUCGACCUGGCCUAUGAAAGUGCCUGAAUCAUCUAAUUGGCCCCUGAAGGGCCUGACAUCGCUCACAAGUAGAUCCUGCUUGCUCAGUGGGGACAAAAAACACUCAAUUCUGCCCAUUCCAGGUGUGCUAGCAGCCAUUUUCCAUUUCUAGCGUGCAUUUACAAGUCACAUGUGACAUGGCAGGUUGUGCUGGGACAAGUUUCAGGCUCAGCCUGAUCAUUAGGAGGACCCCUCCCCCGUCAAACCUCCACAUUUCCUUCUUCCUGGAACUCUCUGUUGAGCCUCUCACACUGAGCUUCCACAUAUUUCAACAUACCACUUUGAAUGAUAUCUUCAUCUUUUAACAUUACCCCCGAUCCCCAGCCCUACAGCUUAGUUAUCAAGCUGCACUGCUACCCCCAUUGGGGCCUGGCUGAUGGUGACUGUUGAUGAAUCUACCCUCCCAACAGUAAACUAUGUCAUAGAGUCAUACAGCAUGGAAACAGACCCUUCGGUCCAACCAGUCCCUGCAGAACAUAAUCACAGACUAAACUAGUCCCACCGACCUGCUCCUGACCCAUAUCCCUCCAAAUCUUUCCUAUUCAUGCACUUAUCCAAAUGUCUUUUAAACAUUUUAAUUGUGCCCACAUCUACCAUGUCUUCAGGAAGUUCAUUCUGCACGUAAACCAUACUCUCUGUAACAAAUUUGCCCCUCAUGUCUUUUAUAAAUCUCUCUCCUCUCACCUUAAAAAUGUGCCCUGUAGUUUCGAAAUCCCCCAUACUAGGGAAAAGACAACUGCCAUUAACUCUAUUUACAUCCCUCGUUAUUUUAUAAACUUCUUUAAGGUCACCUCUCAACUUCCAAUGCUUCAGUGAAAAAACUUCCAGGCUAUCCAGCCUUUCUUUAUACCUCAAAACUUCCACACCCGGCAACAUACAUCUCCACCGCACCAUCAUCUUCCCUCAUUAUUUAUAUUGAAUUCUCCCUUCAUAAUUAUUUCCCGUCUGCGCCCCAGCAUGCUGCCACCAACCCUUAGCAUUUAUCCUGAGAUAAAUAUGAGAUGCUGCAUUUUUAUACGGCAACUCAGGGCAGAACUUAUUCAGUUAAUGGUAAGGUUGUGGGGAGCGUUGCUGAAAGAAGAGACCUCGGAGUGCAGGUUCAUACUUCCUUGAAAGCUAAGUUGCAGGUAGACAGGAUAGUCUGCUGCAGGAAAUAUUUGUGAAACUUGAAAGGGUUUAGUAAAGAUUUACAAGGAUACUACCAGGGUUGGAGGGUUUGAACUAGAGGGAACGGCUGAUUAGGCUGAGGGUACUUCCCAUGGAGCGUCAGAGGCUGAGGGGUGACCUUAUAGAAGUUUAUAAAAUCAUGAGGGGCAUGGAUAGGGUGUCUGCUCAAGGUCUUUUUCCUAGGGUAAGUGAGUCCAAAACUAGACAGCAUAGGUUUAAGGUGAGAGAGGAAAGAUUUAAAAGGGACCUUGGGGCAAUGUUUUCACAGGGAGGGUGGUGCGUGUAUGGAAUGAGCUGCCAGAAGAAGUGGUGGAGGCUGGUACAAUCACAAAAUUUAAAAGGCAUCUGGAUGGGUAUAUGAAUAGGAAGGUUUUUGGAGGGAUAUGGACUAAAUGCUGGCAAAUGGGACUAGAUUAAUUUAGAAUAUCUGGUUGGCAUGGACAUGUUGGGCUGAAGGGUCUGUUUCUGUGCUGUGCAGCUCUAUGACUCUAUGACACUAUUGCUUAUUUGUGUUAAUUUCCUCAGAUAUAUUUUUCACAAUUUAUAAAAUGAUGAGCAUCCAGGGAAAGUUGAUUUGGUGAUGUCAGAUAAAUUAACAAAUGUGGUUAAAAUUAUAUAAUUUGAAUCACCCCCAAAUUUUCCACACCAGGCAAUCCUAGCAAUAGGUUACAAUUCAUUAAUAAUUACUUUUUAAACCAAAGCAUUCUGUGAUACAAAAAAAAACAGAAAUAUAAAAACAGCAAAAUGAAGUAAAGGUCACUGCAACUUUUAUAAUGGCUUGAUUUUUUUAAAAAUAGGUUUCUGUUUGACACUUGACAGAUAUCGCACUGAAAUUUGAGUGCUUUCUGCUACAUUGUUUUGUCAAAUAUGUUAAUGGAUGUUCUGCAGGAGAUAACAAUCACCUUUUCAAUUUAUUUUUUUCUUAAGAUAAAAUUAGCAAUCUUUCACCUACAAUAAAGGUGAAUUUGGAAAAGCUGAUUUUCAGACUCUUUUAUGUUUUUGGCUUGCAUAGCAAUAUAAUGGAUGCCAUUGUUUAAGAGCACUUAGGAGACAGAAAGGAAAAUUGCAGUUUUCUCCUCUGAACAAUAUGCCUACAAGAACUCCUGUUGCAUCUGCAAAGUUGUUUUGUUGUAACACGAAAGGAAACAUCACUUAAAACAGAAACUUAAAAACCUUUCACCUUCGGUCAAGGUUUGAUAUUAAACUUCAGUGAGAUAUCAAGCUAUCCAUUUGCAAACUUCCUUAAGAUCAAAGAGUCUAUACAAUAGAUGAUAUUAGCUUUAAACAUAAAUCUAGGGGGAGGGUCUAAAGAUACUAAUAAUCUUGCCAAUUAAUUCAGGGCAGGUAUAGAUUUUUUACAGUCAAUAGAAACAUAGAAGAUAGGAGCAAGAGGAAGCCAUUUGGCCCUUGGUGUGGGAACAUGGCGGUGUGUGAAAUUGGUAGGCAACUGGAAGAUCAGGGUCAUUUUUGCAGACAGAGCAAUCGUGUUCUGCAAAGCAGUCAUCCAGUCUGUGUAUCUUCUUCUCAAGGUAAAGGAGAUUUAAUGAAGUACAGAUAAAUGACUGCUUCACUUCUGUGGCUUUUGAAUGGUGAAGAGACAGGAAGUAAACGGGCAGAUAUUACACCUUCUGGGAUUGCAUGACGAGGUGCUGAGGGGCAUGUGGAGGUGUUGCAAUGGAGGCAGUAGACCAGAAUGUGUUGGAGGGAAUGGUCCCUGCAAAUGCCAACAAGGGAAAGGAGAGGGGUAUACAUCUGGUUGUGGUAUCUCAUUGGAGGUGAUGGAAAUGGUGCACUUCUACCCUCACCUCUUCCUUUCCUUUCACUCCUACAACAACAAUAGGGCCCACCCAUGGUCCUCAUUUACCAGGCCACCAUCCACCCCAUCAAAAGGAUUGUAAAUUGUCAUUUCUGUCAGGAAUAGUUAAAUAAACUGUUAGGAAAGGUAAAUUAGAUGCCUAAAGAGUAAAGAUAGGAAUAUAAUUUCUAUGAGUUUGAGUCUCUGUAAAUGAUCGUAUUGAGUAAAAUGUUGCAAUAUUGUUUUGAUAUGUGCUUUUGAUCUUGCUAAUUGUCUUCUAUAUUUAGAUAGCUGGGUCUGU
This is a messenger RNA of Stegostoma tigrinum, 6354 nucleotides long. RefSeq names its product diphthamide biosynthesis 2 (gene dph2). Bases 136 to 1842 code for a protein of 568 amino acids. Gene Ontology annotation, biological process: protein histidyl modification to diphthamide. Lineage: Eukaryota; Metazoa; Chordata; Chondrichthyes; Orectolobiformes; Stegostomatidae. Gene Ontology annotation, molecular function: 2-(3-amino-3-carboxypropyl)histidine synthase activity. The record is from RefSeq and is a predicted model, not a curated record. The transcript has 8 exons.